CCCAGUAAACGCCCACUGACACGCACGGAUAUAAGAAACAGUUGCAUCGUGUCGUUUUCGGAGCAGACGAGGACCACCGGAGUGCUCUACAGGAGAGAACUAGAACCACUAGAGCUUGUUGCAAACCAUGCGUGUGUGCAGGUUAUCGAGUGGACUGCAGACUGCUCUGCUGGUGCUGUUGGCCAGCUGUCAAAGCGUCUCAGCACACACCGAUACUCUGCUUCCUCCAGAGGUCUCCCAGUACAAUGGCACUCUGUAUGCAGCCUGCAAAGUGAGACCCAGCACUUCACUUCCCGAGGGCCUCCCCAAGGUAUACGGCCAGGUGCUGUUCAAACAGCAUUCUGACGGAAGGCUCCAAGUCCUUCUCCGGUUCAACGGCUUCCCCGCAGAGGGCCCUCCAGAGCCCAGGGCGGUGCACAUCCAUCAGUACGGAGACCUGAGCCAGGGAUGCGACUCAACCGGCGGCCACUACAACCCGUACGGUGUGAACCACCCUAAACACCCGGGGGAUUUUGGCAACUUCGCCCCCCAGCAAGGGAAAAUCAAUGAGCUGAUCGAAUCCAAUGCAACACUGUUUGGAGGCCUGUCUGCGCUUGGAAGAGCGGUGGUGGUCCACGAAAAGAAGGACGACAUGGGACGUGGCGGAGACGCCGGGAGCCUGUUGCAUGGGAACGCGGGCCGCAGGCUGGCCUGCUGCGUCAUCGGCAUGUCCUCCUCCAACCUUUGGGACUUGCAGCAUCAGCGUUCGGCAAGGCAACUCAGGAGGAACUAGGCCCACAAAACGGCCGUGUUCUUCAGCACAGAAUUCAUCCCUUUGUUUGUUUUUGUUUUUAAGUAGUUCUGCACACACGGGAUACAAGAAGAAUCGUAUGUAAUGCUUAUUAAAAAUCUAAAUUGAAGCCAAA
Molecule: messenger RNA, 905 nt
Organism: Fundulus heteroclitus (mummichog)
Lineage: Eukaryota; Metazoa; Chordata; Actinopteri; Cyprinodontiformes; Fundulidae
Product: superoxide dismutase 3
Exons: 2
Coding region: 128-772 (214 amino acids)
Biological process (GO): removal of superoxide radicals
Molecular function (GO): superoxide dismutase activity; copper ion binding
Source: RefSeq, a predicted model, not a curated record